Fimicolochytrium jonesii is the source of this 363-nucleotide messenger RNA. RefSeq lists its product as uncharacterized. The record is from RefSeq and is a predicted model, not a curated record. Bases 1 to 363 code for a protein of 120 amino acids. NCBI's taxonomy places the organism in Eukaryota, Fungi, Chytridiomycota, Chytridiomycetes, Spizellomycetales, Powellomycetaceae. The transcript is spliced from 3 exons.
AUGUUCAACGUGGACGAGGACUAUAACCCCGAGUAUACGCUAGACGUCGCCGGCUACACUAUUUGGCACAAGCUUCACAUCGCCCACUUGAUAUGCGAUGAGAGCAAAGUCGCCCUGCUCGAAACCCUCCUGAUCCGUCUGCGAGUCCCGGAGCACAUUCGGGAGUACUUUGGGCUCAAACGGGUGCUCCUGGAAGAUGAAGCCGCGACGACUAAGUACCUCCUCGACAAGCUUUUCGAUUGGUAUUACCGUGGAGACCGCGCCUCGCCCGUCCACGAGGAUGAACAGCGGAGGCUGAAGAUGAUGGACCUGUAUCAGGCGAUGAAAGACGAUGGCGUCGUUGAGUUGAUUGAUGAGGAGUGA